Molecule: messenger RNA, 753 nt
Organism: Saccostrea echinata
Lineage: Eukaryota; Metazoa; Mollusca; Bivalvia; Ostreida; Ostreidae
Exons: 1
Coding region: 1-753 (250 amino acids)
Source: RefSeq, a predicted model, not a curated record
AUGAACAGAGAUCUAUGGGAUGAAGAUAGCCUAGACGAUCGUAUUAAAUACAUUGGCCAACAGCACGAGGAUAAUGUUGGAGAAAUUGAAACUUUGAGAUUGGAAAAUAAUUAUUUGCGAAAAGAACUCGAGGUCUUAAAAUCUAUCGUAAUCAAUCUAGAUAGAAGGGUCAGCCACCAGGAGAAUGAAAUAGUGGACCUUAGAGGUAGAUCCAUGAGGGACAAUAUCCUUGUGCAUAAUUUAGCUGAGGAAGAGCAGGAAGAUCUAAGUACAAAAGUGAGUGAGCUGAUCAAAGAGCAUUUAAAUUUGGAUGUUAGCUUUAUCAGGAUUCACAGAAAUGGUCAGAGAUCAACGGGAAACUCUAGGCCUAGGUCAAUUACGGGGAAAUUACAUAAUUAUAGUGACAAAGAUCUUAUUCUCCAAGCGAUGAGCCAAAAGAGAGAAGAUGGCACCACUGACAACAUGCCGUUUUAUAUCACACCGCAGACUCCUCUGCAAAUUAAUGAAAAUAAAAAGAAACUGCAAGAGAUGAAUGCUAAGUAUAGAGAGGAAAAUGUGAAAACAAAGAUUGUGGGGAACAAGCUCGUAUUCCCGAAUGGAUCUGUGUACCGGGAUAAGGUUCUACCACCAAGAGCCGAGGACCUCCUGAUGCUCGACAGAGAAGAAAUUGAGGAACUAGAAGAAGUUGAUGUUAAUAAGAGUGAUACGGUUGGCAUGGCAGGCAUUUGGGACCCCGUCGCUUUGAAAUUAUGA